Messenger RNA from Protopterus annectens (West African lungfish), 1923 nucleotides. RefSeq names its product reticulon-4 receptor-like. Gene Ontology annotation, cellular component: extracellular matrix. Lineage: Eukaryota; Metazoa; Chordata; Ceratodontiformes; Protopteridae. The record is from RefSeq and is a predicted model, not a curated record. Bases 466 to 1656 code for a protein of 396 amino acids. The transcript has 2 exons. Gene Ontology annotation, molecular function: protein binding.
GAAAGCUGGCAACCCUAAUACAAAAAGGACUGUAACGUGAAAAAACAAGGAAUAAACAAACAACAAAUGAAAACUGCCACUAAGCAGAGUCUAAAAAUAGUAUACAUCCAUUUUUUCUAGUCAGGAGUGCUGCAGAAGAGAAAUACAGAUAAAGUUAAGCAGAAUGGAGGUCCAGUUACACACAAUUCAUAACCGUUAAAAGUUCACUUAACUUUCCUGCAGCUCUGGGAUAACAUGCUCUGUUCCCUCUGUUAGGCUCUAAUCUGUUUUCUUUGCCAAACAAAAACAUUCCUCCUUCUUAAUUGCAUGCUGGUCUUCUGCUCAAGUAUAAAGUUUAAGAUUUCAACAACAGCAACGGAGUUCACAUGAUUUGGUAAAGUUUCCCAGUAAAAGGAAGCAGCUUUUCUCUUUAUGUUCAGUGUUCUGCAGUGACACUCCAACUUCACUUGUUUGCAGUAUCGGUGAAUGAUUCUGAAAUUUGCAGCCAUGCUAAAAGGAGAUGCAGUUAUUAUCCGAUAUGUGCUCCUAGUUUCUAUGACUACAGCUGUACUGGGCAGCUGCAAUGAAACGGAGUGUGAAAGCUGCAUACCGUACUUUCCUGAGGGCAUGCUAGUGCACUGUACUAAUAAACAUCUAACGGGGCUUCCUGAGUUGCCGUAUAAUGUUUAUGAACUAAAGCUCAGUCACAACAGCAUUAGCGUACUGAAAACUGGAAUGUUCAACAUAACUGAAUUAACACAAAGACUGACGCUGUUGUUCCUGGACAACAAUAAAAUCACUGAAAUACAAUCAUCUGCCUUUCUGGGGGUUAACAAACUGAAACACCUUGAUUUAUCUCACAAUAUAAACUUGAAGUCUCUAAACAGUGGUGCACUUUUAUGUUUGUCUAGUUUGCAGUACCUGGACCUUCAAAAUACAGGUCUGGUCAGUUUAGCUCAAGGUGUUUUCAAGUCUGUUCCAGUUAUGGAAAUCUUGCUAUUACCUUUCAACAAUUUUUCAAACAUACCACCAAAUUCAUUUGAAGGUACCAGAGAACUUAAAAUUUUAGAUUUUUCCAAUAAUAACAUUAAAACACUAGAGAAAAAUGCAUUUAGUGGUGCAGCGAAUCUUACACACUUGAACUUGAGUUCUAAUCUCAUUACUAACAUUGAACGUUCGACAUUCCAGCCACUGGUAAACAUCAGGAACCUGAAACUGACAUACAACAAAUUAGUAACUAUCGAUACUAACGUGUUACAACCACUGCAACAACUUCAUCUUCUAGAACUGGAAGGAAACCAGUGGGAUUGUACUUGUUCAGCAUCGAAUUUCUACAGAUGGAUUCAGUCAUUUCAUGGAAAUGUUACAGGACCCCUUUGUGCUACUCCUCAGUUUUUAAUUGGUAAAGGUGACCUGGGUCACCUGUCGUCUGAAUGUUACAUACACUGUCCCAAGCAUGAACCCAAGGAGAACUGCUGGCUUCCACCAACAACUGCACCCCCUAUAAAUCUGAAUGAAGUCAUUCCAAGAUUAACAAAUCUUGUUUACAUCUCCCUAGCAUUCAGUGCAAUAUCAGUGGGUGUUAUAGCGGCAGCGUCCAUGGGGAUCUGGCUCAUAAAGCGCCAACAACGUACACAGUCUGCGGUAUCUAUCAUCAAUGAUAGUGAUACAGAAUGAUUGAAGAGAAAACAAGCAGCAAAAUAUGCACUUCUGUACACUGAAGAGUAACUCCCGAAACACUAGUCAUCUUGUAACUGAUCCGUGAAUAAUCUGUGCACUUUAUGUCAAUAUGUGUUUAUUGCAAUUAAAUUAGAGUUCUGUAAAUGAACAUUAUGAAGUCACUUUCUUACUGCAGAUCUGCUAUCGAAUAUUUUAAAUGCAAAAUGGCAUGGAUCGUGUACAAAAUGUACUUUUUGCAAAUAUACUCACAUUUUGUGUUCCUUA